Molecule: messenger RNA, 735 nt
Organism: Dibothriocephalus latus
Lineage: Eukaryota; Metazoa; Platyhelminthes; Cestoda; Diphyllobothriidea; Diphyllobothriidae
Source: the annotation of a GenBank genome assembly
AUGGGCUCGGUUCCUCACAAUCCAAAAGGUCUGCAUGCGAUCCCGGCUAAGGAGCUCAAUUUGCAGCUUUCCACUUGGCUUGACAGUGCUUCUGGUGAACACGGCCCAGCAAAGGCAAUAAUCUCACCGUACGGAUGCAUGAUGUAUACCAGUCCUUUAGUUUGCAAGGCACUCAAGAAAUCAGGUGAAUUUGUUGACCUGCGAAUGAGUGAAGACGAAGACGAACACUCUCUUGAAAUGCAACUGCCUUAUGUAGCGAAGGUUAUGGAAAGCCGGGCUAAGACCUUUACCAUCGUUCCCAUCAUGGUUGGCAGCCUGUCUUUUGAAAAGGAGCGCGUGUAUGGUGAAAUCCUCGCUCCCUAUCUCCAGGAUCCGCGGACGCUGUUUGUAAUUUCUUCCGAUUUCUGUCAUUGGGGAAGUCGCUUCCGAUACACGUAUUACGACCAAAAACAGGGCGAAAUUUGGCAAUCGAUCAAGAACCUCGACAAAAUGGGUAUGGAUUCAAUUGAGACCAUGAACCCGGAAGCAUUUGACACUUACAUAAAGAAAUACAGAAAUACCAUCUGCGGCCGCCAUCCCAUCGGUGUUCUGCUACAUGCCAUGAACACCCUACGCAAUACUCAACAGGGUUCAUCUUUUUCUCUCAAAUUUGUGCAAUAUGCUCAGUCAAAUAAGUGCCACAAUGAAAGAGAUUCAUCUGUGAGCUAUGCAGCGGCCUCCGUCGUGAUGAAUUAA